Molecule: messenger RNA, 3620 nt
Organism: Dromiciops gliroides (monito del monte)
Lineage: Eukaryota; Metazoa; Chordata; Mammalia; Microbiotheria; Microbiotheriidae
Gene: GALNTL6
Product: polypeptide N-acetylgalactosaminyltransferase like 6
Exons: 13
Coding region: 1265-3070 (601 amino acids)
Cellular component (GO): Golgi apparatus
Source: RefSeq, a predicted model, not a curated record
CGAGUUGAGGGUUCCAGGAACCUGCCUCAGCUUUGAAGAUCCUUUCCUGAUCCUUGGUUUUCCGGAGCUGCAGCUGCCGCCGCCGCCGCCGCUGCUGUUGCCGCUGUUGCUGCUGCCGCUGCUGUUGCUGCUACCGCUGCUGCUGCUUGCCGCACCAGCGCUCUCCACCACUGUCGUCUCCAGCUGCUCUCAGGCUAGGAUCCUUGAUCUGUACUCUCUUUCUCCGCUGUCACCAUGGACCAGCCUUGGAAGAAGAGUACAGAGGCAAUUGAAGACCCCCUCCCGGGCUCCCUCUGGCCCGGACUCCUAUUCACGAGGUGACCAGAGAGGAUGUUCUUACACCUGCUUCCGCGAGUGUAACCUAGGCGGACUCGAGAAGGCAAAUCCAGGGACACAUCCAGGGGACUAGUGAUGAGGAUCUCCGAAGGCACCUUCAGCACCAUCUUCACUUUCCUUUUCCUCCUCCCCUUCUGGAUUUGUUUAUAUAGCAUCCUAGCUUGGAGGGAUUUCCCAUCCCCCUUUCCCUUUUCACAUUUCACCCCCUCCCCCACCAGGGCUCAGAGCUCCUGCACGUGUUAGACACCCUCUGACAUCUCAGCUGAAAAGAGGCUUGGGGAGACAGGGAAAGAGGAGGUUGGGGAGGAGAGAGCAGUACAUAUUUCCGUACUCUCUCGCAUCUUCCAAGUCCUCCUUUUUCCUUUAGAAGAGCCUUUUACAAUUUUUUUCUUUCGUGCAUUUUUUUUCCAGGUGGGGGGUUGGGGUCAAGGCGUCGGAAAAUAAGGGAAAAGGUGAGAUGUAAUGAAUGGUCCUUUCUGCUGCUGCUGCUGCUGCUGCUGUUGCUGCUGCUGCUGCUGCUGUCACUGCUACUGCUGCUGUGCUUAGUAUGUUUCUCUGUUUGAUAGUUUCCGGAGAAGCAUGGUAACAUGAAUAGUCACUGAGUGUGAGAACCGGGCUAGAGAAAGGGAGGACGAGACUGAUCUGCUCAGCCUUUACUUUGCAAACAAUAACACUGAGAGGAGGUGGAGGAGGAGGAGGUGGAGAAGGAGGAAGAGGAGGAGGAGGAGAACGUGGAGAGGAGGAUUGCCAGCUCCCUUUGAGGGGUGUGUAUUGGUGCUGAGGCUGCAACAAAAGUUUCUAUCCACUCGUCUCAGUCUUGGGGUUUAAUCGCAGAGGAGAGGAAAGGACAUUGGCUUGGCUCACCAGGAACUACCAGGGAUCCUGCACUUUCCUCCAGCCAUCUAUACUGGAGUUGGUAUCAUUUGCCAUGAAGAGGAAACAGAAGCGAUUUUUGCAAAUGACUUUAUUGUUUAUGGUGGCUCUAAUUUUCCUGCCCAAUAUUGGUCUCUGGUCUCUCUAUAAGGAUAAGCAUCUGAUGAAAUCCACGGAACCUGGAGAGCAGCAGACCUUUCCAUUGGGCCUAGGAGAUGGUCAACUUUAUACCUGGACAGAUGGUUUGAAAAGAAAAGAUUGGCAUGAUUAUGGAAGCAUUCAUAAAGAUGCUCUGCGUUCAGGCAAGGGUGAACAUGGGAAGCCUUAUCCUCUCACUGAAGAAGAUCGGGAUGAUUCUGCAUACAGAGAAAAUGGCUUCAAUAUUUUUGUGAGCAACAACAUUGCUUUGGAGAGAUCACUGCCAGAUAUUCGCCAUGCUAACUGUAAACACAAGAUGUACCUGGAGAAGCUGCCAAAUACUAGCAUCAUUAUUCCUUUUCAUAAUGAAGGUUGGACUUCUCUUCUACGGACUAUACACAGCAUAAUUAACAGGACUCCAGACAGUCUGAUAGCUGAAAUCAUUCUAGUGGAUGACUUCAGUGAUAGAGAGCACCUUAAAGAUAAACUGGAAGAAUACAUGGCCCGGUUUUCCAAAGUGAGAAUUGUUCGAACCAAGAAACGGGAAGGACUCAUCCGAACCCGACUCUUGGGUGCAUCCAUGGCAAAGGGAGAAGUCUUAACCUUCCUAGACUCUCACUGUGAGGUCAAUGUGAACUGGCUGCCUCCUUUGCUUAACCAAAUUGCCCUAAAUCGCAAAACCAUUGUCUGUCCUAUGAUCGAUGUCAUUGACCACAAUCACUUUGGGUAUGAGGCCCAGGCAGGGGAUGCCAUGAGAGGAGCCUUCGACUGGGAAAUGUAUUACAAAAGAAUCCCCAUCCCCCCAGAACUCCAGAGGGCCGAUCCCAGUGACCCUUUUGAGUCUCCUGUUAUGGCUGGAGGGCUCUUUGCUGUUGACCGAAAGUGGUUUUGGGAAUUGGGUGGCUAUGAUCCAGGCUUAGAGAUCUGGGGAGGAGAACAGUAUGAAAUAUCUUUCAAGGUUUGGAUGUGUGGAGGAGGAAUGUUUGACGUUCCAUGUUCUAGAGUUGGUCAUAUCUACAGGAAGUACGUCCCUUAUAAAGUUCCAUCUGGGACCAGCUUGGCAAGAAACCUAAAGCGUGUGGCGGAAACCUGGAUGGAUGAAUUCGCAGAGUACAUUUACCAGAGGCGACCCGAGUACAGACAUCUUUCCACCGGUGACAUCUCUGCCCAGAAAGACCUCCGUAAACACCUCAAAUGCAAAGACUUCAAGUGGUUCAUGGCGGCCGUGGCCUGGGAUGUGCCAAAGUACUACCCCCCAGUAGAGCCCCCACCAGCUGCUUGGGGGGAGAUUCGAAAUGUGGCUGCCAACCUCUGCGUAGACAGUAAGCAUGGUGCCACAGGGACUGAGCUGAGGCUGGAUAUCUGUGUGAAGGAUGGCUCUGAAAGGACAUGGUCCCAUGAACAGCUCUUCACCUUUGGCUGGAGGGAAGAUGUGCGUCCUGGAGAACCACUCCACACCCGGAAAUUUUGCUUCGAUGCCAUUUCCCACAGUAGCCCUGUCACCCUCUAUGACUGUCAUGGCAUGAAGGGGAACCAGCACUGGGGCUAUCGGAAGGACAAAACUUUAUUCCAUCCGGUGAGCAACAGCUGCAUUGAUUGCAACCCAUCAGAGAAGAAGAUUUUCAUGAACAGAUGUGACCCUCUCUCGGAGACUCAGCAGUGGAUUUUUGAACACAUUAACAUGACUAUUUUAGAAAAAGUGAACAGCAACAUCAGCUCCUAGAAAGAAAGAAAGGACAUCGGGGACAAUGACAUGCAGAUUGCAAGUGAAAUUUCGGCCAGCGGCAUCUGGGUCGAAGGAGUCAGGAAUUAAAAUUUCCUAGAUCCAGGAAGCCUGUUUAAAGGAUUAAGGAGAUGCCGAGGCAGAGCCCAGUAAGCUGCCACCAUGGACUUCCUGCAUCUGAACGACUUGGCUGAGAAUCUCACCAGCUGCUUCAGAGAACUACAGACUGGCAUUUCCCUUGCUGGUCAAGGGCAAACUUUAUUAAGGACUUUUCAAAACAACUUCUGAGUUAAUAAAGUGAAACAAAAUCCUAGCAUUUCUCAGGUCAAAUCCUGCAGUAGUGAGUAGCUAUGAAUGGAUGCUAUUAAUUGGGGGAGGGGUGGGCAAAGGGAAGGGGGGAAAAACCCGAGUGCAUGACUGCUAUGGAAAACCUGAAGCUCUCACAGGUUUAGAACUAGCCCCACUUCAGGGAUCGUAGGCUAUCCCCACAAGUGGACAAACUAUACUUUUGGUGCCAUUCUCUUAAUAAAAAUGGGUUAAGCAGGUUUAA